Messenger RNA from Oldenlandia corymbosa var. corymbosa, 468 nucleotides. The record is from the annotation of a GenBank genome assembly. Lineage: Eukaryota; Viridiplantae; Streptophyta; Magnoliopsida; Gentianales; Rubiaceae.
AUGGAAGCCACCUUUGACUUCAGUUCACCUGUAUCCACGGGAACUACUAUUAUCGGAGUUACCUACAACGGCGGAGUUGUGCUCGGAGCAGAUUCACGGACCAGCACUGGUCUGUACAUCGCCAACAGGGCUUCUGACAAAAUUACACAAUUGCCAGACAACGUGUACAUUUGUCGCUCUGGAUCGGCAGCCGAUUCGCAGAUUAUCUCGGAUUAUGUUCGAUUGUAUCUUGAUCAACACACAAUACAACUCUGCCAACCUGCAACGGUCAAAGUCACGGCGAAUUCUCGAUCACUCAUUGAACAACCUUUCAGCAUUGGAGGUUCCGGGUCGACGUACUUGUAUGGUUUUUUCGACAAAGAAUGGAAAGAAGGGAUGAAUCAACGAGAAGCUGAGGUAGUGGUUGUCAAAGUAGUCUCUCUUGCAAUUGCUAGAGAUGGCGCUAGUGGUGGGAUCGUGGGACUGUGA